AUGGGUCGCGGCAAGUGCAUGUUCGCACCUACGAAGAUAUGGUGCCGCAAGAUCAAUGUCAACCAUAAGCGAUACGCCGUCGUUUUCGCCAUUGUUGCCUUAGUCAUUCCCUUAUUUGUUGUCGCACACAACUAUCAUAUUGACAUUGUGCCGAAUCUUCCUCUCGUUAUCUCAGAUGUUGCUGAAGUCAUUGAGAAGACAAAAGAAGCAUCCAAUGUCUGGAGAUCCACACAAUUCGUCUUGAAAAGGGAAAAAUAUGUAAUCGCCGAUACAUUUCAGAAAAAGGGACCUCAUGUUGUGUACGAAUCGAAGGAGUUAAGGAUGUUAAAGAGUUCUGGAACAUUUUUGGUGUUGAGGUUGCAAAUAUUGAGAAAAUCAAUUUGUAUGAAAUUGGUGCUUGGUGGACACCUUAAAAGGUUUGUGAUAUGA
Molecule: messenger RNA, 429 nt
Organism: Arachis ipaensis
Lineage: Eukaryota; Viridiplantae; Streptophyta; Magnoliopsida; Fabales; Fabaceae
Product: large ribosomal subunit protein uL4-like
Biological process (GO): translation
Cellular component (GO): ribosome
Molecular function (GO): structural constituent of ribosome
Source: RefSeq, a predicted model, not a curated record